Molecule: messenger RNA, 678 nt
Organism: Megalops cyprinoides (Indo-Pacific tarpon)
Lineage: Eukaryota; Metazoa; Chordata; Actinopteri; Elopiformes; Megalopidae
Gene: spaca9
Product: sperm acrosome associated 9
Exons: 3
Coding region: 1-678 (225 amino acids)
Cellular component (GO): sperm flagellum; ciliary base; acrosomal vesicle
Source: RefSeq, a predicted model, not a curated record
AUGAACAGGGUCAGGGAGAAGCUGAGAAUCGCCGAACAGAAACGCAAACUCUUCAAACAGCAGCAGGGCAUCUUCAUCACUGCGCUGGAGCGGUCGCGGGAGCAGGCUCAGGAGAGGACCAGGCCCGUGUUCUCCGUCUCACAGGUGCAGUGGUACAUGGAGGAGCACUGCAGUAACUCCACAGACAGCCGUAUUUUUUCCCUCUUCUUGGAGAUCAUGGAAGAUCUGGGUGCAGCUCUGGAUCUGCUGGAGGCUCGGGACCCCACCCCCCCGCGUGACGGGGGCAUCCUGGAGGCCUGUCGAACCCUGCUGCACCCCAACACCAACAUCAGCAGCCUAAGAGCGCCCUUCCCGAACGAGGAGGUGAACCGGCUGAGCUGUGUGGAUGCACGCAGCUUCUACGGGGGCGUGGUCAGCCUGAUUCCUGUGGCCAUGGAGCUUCUGCAGGACGCGCUGAACUCCAGCACAGCCCUGCUGAGGGACAGCGCCAGCACCGACACCCCAAAAAGCCAGCCCCCCGAGUCCAGCCCCCUGCAGCCUGCAGACAGCAGCGCAGACGACGGGUCCAGCCAGAACGGCAGCGGCUCAAACCAGUUCAGAAAGCCCCCACUGAGAGAGAUGGGGGGGUGGUUUGCCGGCAAACCUGCCUGGAGGCCCCCAGGCCGCCCCAGGGUAUGA